Molecule: messenger RNA, 2073 nt
Organism: Hypomesus transpacificus
Lineage: Eukaryota; Metazoa; Chordata; Actinopteri; Osmeriformes; Osmeridae
Gene: prkab2
Product: protein kinase, AMP-activated, beta 2 non-catalytic subunit
Biological process (GO): signal transduction
Cellular component (GO): nucleus; nucleotide-activated protein kinase complex; cytoplasm
Molecular function (GO): protein kinase binding
Source: RefSeq, a predicted model, not a curated record
AAAUGUCCUAACAGGGGAUCCGUAGUUGGCGAUUAGAACAGAGGAAAAAUGUCGAUGUUGACAAAGUUGACUAGAAGGACUCUGAUUUAAAGAUAAACAAGACAUCAUUUUAGGUGUUGUGGUUCCUGUCAGCUUGGUGUGGCCCAGGUUGGACACUAGAGUGAGGCAACAUGGGUAACACCAGCGACCGUAUGUCGGGCGAUCGUCAUGGCUCCAAACCCCAUCGCUCAGACAGUGGAGGCAGUCACAAGGACCACGAGCCCAGCAAGCUGGUGGACAGCACCGACGACCCCAACAUCUUCAACACACACGGGCCCGAGUCUAAGACACUGGGAGAGAAGGAGUUCACCCCGGACCUGGACGACCUGGUGAAGACCAGCCCGCAAGCCCGGCCCACGGUGAUCCGCUGGGCGGGGGGGGGGAAGGAGGUCUACAUCGCGGGGUCCUUCAACAGCUGGAACACCAAGAUCCCCCUCAACAAGAGCCAUAACGACUUUGUGGCGAUCCUGGACCUUCCGGAGGGAGAGCACCAGUACAAGUUCUUUGUGGACGGCCAGUGGAUCCACGACCCGUCAGAGCCUGUGGUGACCAGUCAGCUGGGAACCAUAAACAAUCUGAUCCAGGUGAAGAAGUCUGACUUUGAAGUGUUUGAUGCUCUGCAAGUGGACUCUCUGGAAUGUUCUGAAACAGAUCUCUCCAGCUCCCCCCCAGGUCUAUACGGACAGGAACAGUACAUGUUCAAACCUGAGGAGCGCUUCAAGGCCCCCCCCAUCCUCCCCCCGCACCUGCUGCAGGUCAUCCUCAACAAGGACACCAACAUAUCGUGUGAUCCUGCUCUUCUGCCUGAACCAAACCAUGUGAUGCUCAACCACCUGUAUGCUCUCUCUAUCAAGGAUGGAGUGAUGGUUCUCAGUGCGACUCACAGAUACAAGAAGAAAUACGUCACGUCGCUGCUUUACAAGCCCAUCUAAACCACGCACUGAACCGUAACACCCCCACACACACGCUGCCUGUGUGUGUGUGUGUGCGCUGUACUGUGCUUCAGAGUACAGCCCGCUCCUGCUCCCAUGGUUAGGGUUGUCAUGUCUCGCUGAGGUUCAUUAGAAAAAUUCUUUAAAUUGUAUUUGUGGAUUUUAAUAAUAACCAAUAUGGGAACAAUAUCCCAUAAUGCCUAGCCCCCUUCUCCCAGCCUCCCUCUCCCAGCCUCCCUCUCCCAGCCCCCCUCUCCCAGCCCCCCUCUCCCAGCCCCCCUCUCCCAGCCCCCCUCUCCUAGCCCCCCUCUCCCAGCCCCCCUCUCCUAGCCCCCCUCUCCAUGCACCCUUCUCCACCUCCGAAAGCAACCCAAGCUCUUAACUAUGCAGAAGUAACUGCCCCCAAACUGCUGCAGCUCUCUGCUGGACCAGGUCACCUGCCUGUUUGUGUUUCUACUUCUUUAGGUUUGUUGAUUGACUGAAUAGGAACGUAUCCCGUCUGCUAGCCUGUGUGUCUGUAUGCAUACCAGGGCUUGAACACUUGAAGAAGUGUUGCACAAGUGUUUGACUGUGACGGAUGUUUCACCAGUGUGGUCUCCUGGAUGUUCACUCCCCAAACUUGUAUUUAUUCUGCUAAAUCAAAGGGCCUGUUACUGUUGAUUGACAUUAGCAUUUUGUGAAAUUCUGUGUCUGUAUUUUAAUCACGCAUGUGUUUACCAUAGGAAAUGUCAUUCUGUGCAGUGACAGUACAGUUCUAGGCCUCACUGUGCGGUUGGUGUAGAUCUAUACAGUGCUCCACUCAGGAUCUAGACAGUGCGCCUUCAAACCAAAGGACGUGAUGAGGAAACGUCAUACUGCAAUUCAUGUAGCCUAACAGAUGAGCGCGAAGAAAGACUCGCGAACGGAAGCAAUAUUCCAGCUGAGGGCAAUCCAAGUUUUUUCUAUGUUGCUUUAGUAGGCUACGCGGAAAUUACAAGAAAAAACUUGAAUUUUAAAACUGUAACACUGUUUUGUAAAAAAGCUUUGCAGCAUUACUGUGUUCUGUAAUUAUGCCAAUGAGCGGUUGUUUCACUUGGAUGCGAAUAAAAAAAAAAAAAAAGGG